AUGAGGGGUUUUGUGGACAAAAUUGAAGCCUGGGACAACUCUUCACUGAUAUUUAAAUUUCAUAUAAAGGUCAGUGGAAAGUGCGUUGGAGUUUCUUUGCUUUGUGACCAAAUUUCAAAGAAUGAUAAAUGUUAUGUUGUCUAUGCUGGAUUCAAUGCAUUUCGCAUAGUUGAAGUGGAGUACAAUGACUAUUUUAUUUUUCAUGUCAUUAAUUACAACAAAUUGAAAACAUUCAAAAUGAUGGGACUCUAUGCCCGAAAACCAGAUGUGGAUGAAAAACUCAAGGAGAGGUUUGGAGAACUUUGCCAAAAAUAUGGAAUUCCUGAGGAAAACAUACUGGACCUGACUGAUGACGGUACGUGUAUCUAUCUCUGGUCUUCUCUGCCUAAAUCCCCAUGUUACUGA
This is a messenger RNA of Molossus molossus (Pallas's mastiff bat), 405 nucleotides long. Its product is annotated as lipocalin Can f 6.0101-like. The transcript is spliced from 4 exons. The record is from RefSeq and is a predicted model, not a curated record. NCBI's taxonomy places the organism in Eukaryota, Metazoa, Chordata, Mammalia, Chiroptera, Molossidae. Gene Ontology annotation, molecular function: odorant binding; small molecule binding. Bases 1 to 405 code for a protein of 134 amino acids.